AUGACUUCUCAGCCUUCAGAGAUCAGCAAUAGCUGUAUGACAAUGGAGUGUUUGACCCACAUGAUGGAAAGGAGAGCUUGGUGUUCUCAGGACUAUUUCCUUUCCAAGGAAGAAGAGGAUACAACCAGAUCUCUUGUGACAGUGACAUUUAAAGAUGUGGCUGUGGACCUCACCAAGGAGGAGUGGCAGCAAAUGAAACCUGCUGAGAGGAUCUUGUACCGGGAUGUGAUGUUGGAGAACUAUAGCAACCUAGUCACAGUGGGCUGUCAAGUCACCAAACCAGCUGUGAUAUUUAAGUUGGAGCAAGAAGAAGAGCCAUGGGUGAUGGAGGAAGAAAUGUUUGGAAGGCACUGUCCAGAAGUUUGGGAAGUUGAUGAACAGAUCAAGAAGCAACAGGAAACACUUGUGAGGACAAUCACACCCAUCUCCAAGAAAACUCUGAUUAAGGAAAAAAUCAUUGAAUGUAAACAAGUUGCAAAAAUAGUUCCUCUGAGCUCAGACAUUGUUACUACAAGACAGAGUUUCUAUGAAUCUGACUCACUUGAUAAGGGUUUGGAACAUAAUUUAGGCUUAAAUAGUUAUGGGAAAGGCUGUAUAAGAGAGAAAAAUUAUGAAUGUAAUGAGUAUGAGAAACCAUUUUACCAUUGCUCGUCCUAUGUCGUAUCCCCAUUAAAGUGUAAUCGGUGUGGACAAGACUUCAGUCAUAAAUUUGACCUCGUAAGACACGAGAGAAUUCAUGCUGGAGAGAAGCCUUAUGAAUGUAAGGAAUGUGGAAAAGCCUUCAGCAGGAAGGAAAAUCUUAUUACACAUCAGAAAAUUCAUACUGGGGAAAAGCCAUAUAAGUGUAAUGAAUGUGGAAAAGCUUUCAUUCAGAUGUCAAACCUUAUUAGACACCAGAGAAUUCAUACUGGUGAGAAACCUUAUGCAUGUAAGGAUUGUUGGAAAGCCUUCAGUCAGAAAUCCAAUCUCAUUGAACAUGAGAGAAUUCACACUGGAGAAAAACCGUAUGACUGCAAGGAAUGUGGGAAAUCCUUCAGCCAGAAGCAAAAUCUUAUUGAACAUGAGAAAAUUCACACUGGGGAGAAACCUUAUGCAUGUAAUGAGUGUGGUAGAGCUUUUUCUCGAAUGUCAUCUGUUACUCUACAUAUGAGAAGUCACACAGGGGAGAAACCAUACAAAUGUAAUAAAUGUGGAAAAGCUUUCUCUCAAUGCUCAGUAUUUAUUAUACAUAUGAGAAGUCACACUGGUGAGAAACCCUAUGUAUGUAGUGAAUGUGGGAAAGCCUUCUCUCAAAGUUCAUCCCUUACUGUACAUAUGAGAAAUCAUACAGCUGAGAAACCAUAUGAAUGUAAUGAAUGUGGGAAAGCCUUCAGCCGGAAAGAAAAUCUUAUUACACAUCAGAAAAUUCAUACUGGAGAGAAACCUUAUGAAUGCAAUGAAUGUGGGAAAGCCUUUAUACAGAUGUCAAACCUCAUUCGACACCAGAGAAUUCAUACUGGUGAGAAACCCUAUGUAUGCACAGUGUGUGGGAAAGCCUUUAGUCAGAAAUCAAAUCUCACUGAACAUCAAAAAAUUCAUACUGGAGAGAAACCCUAUCAUUGUAAUCAAUGUGGAAAAGCUUUUAGUCAGAGACAAAAUCUUCUUGAGCAUGAAAAAAUUCACACUGGAGAGAAACCAUUUAAAUGUAAUGAAUGUGGUAAAGCCUUCUCUCGAAUAUCAUCCCUUACCCUUCAUGUGAGAAGUCAUACAGGGGAGAAACCUUAUGAAUGUAAUAAAUGUGGAAAAGCCUUUUCUCAAUGCUCAUUACUUAUUAUACAUAUGAGAAGUCAUACUGGUGAGAAACCGUUUGAAUGUAAUGAAUGUGGGAAAGCAUUCUCUCAAAGAGCAUCGCUUUCUAUACAUAAGAGAGGUCAUACAGGUGAGAAACGCCAAGUGUACUAA
Messenger RNA from Otolemur garnettii (small-eared galago), 1941 nucleotides. RefSeq names its product zinc finger protein 568. Gene Ontology annotation, molecular function: RNA polymerase II transcription regulatory region sequence-specific DNA binding; DNA-binding transcription factor activity, RNA polymerase II-specific. The record is from RefSeq and is a predicted model, not a curated record. Gene Ontology annotation, cellular component: nucleus. The transcript is spliced from 5 exons. The coding region runs from base 1 to 1941 and encodes 646 amino acids. Gene Ontology annotation, biological process: regulation of transcription by RNA polymerase II. NCBI's taxonomy places the organism in Eukaryota, Metazoa, Chordata, Mammalia, Primates, Galagidae.